Messenger RNA from Enterobius vermicularis (human pinworm), 1155 nucleotides. Lineage: Eukaryota; Metazoa; Nematoda; Chromadorea; Rhabditida; Oxyuridae. The record is from the annotation of a GenBank genome assembly.
AUGUUUCGAUCGAAGAAAGUGGACAAAGAGAACGAUUCACCUACAGAUGAUGAUCGGAGACCAGUUUGCCGCAAUGGGAAUGUUUAUAGCAGUACGAGAAAAGAUCGUCGAUCUUCUGUUGCAGUCGGUUUUGAUGAUACCUUUGCAAAGCCUACAGCUCCGUAUCACACAAUAACACAACCAAAGCAAACCAAGGGAACAAGAUCUUGCAUUGGACGGGAUGAAUACGAGAGAUAUGGUCAUUCACGCCUUAUUGGACUGAAGGAGCAUAAUUUUAAAGUCACUUUGAAUGGUUCAAACUUUGGUAAACGUAAAUUUUAUGAGACCAAGAUUGGUAAUGAGUACACCACAAUGAAGAGUACAAAUUACGACGAGGAACUUCUUGAUUCGGAUGACUCGUUUGUUUCUGAAGAUGAUAGGAGAACGAUGCGUUAUCGAAACGAAGUUGUUCGGGACUUAAAAGAGGAAGUUGAAUAUUUGAAGUACAGAUUGCGCCGAGAAGCUGAGAAGAAAUUGUCUUAUAAAGAAAAAUUGAUUUGUGAACAGAGGAACGUACAGAAGAUCUUGAGCCAGCGGCAGCGUAUGGAAUAUGAUAUUAAUAUUUAUAAAAACUUGGUAGCUAAUCUGAGAAAUGAGAGGAAGGCUCAGCAAACAAAGAUCGCUAAACUUGAAGCUCAGUUAAAGACAGUAACUGUCAGAAAUAUGUCUCAUCGCUCAUUUGGUAAUGCCACAUACACUACGCCAACUUCAACAUCAAAUGAAUUGUCAUCUAUUGAGGAAACUGUCAUUGAUAUUGAUGGUGGAGCUGGAGAAAUGUUGUGUUCGGCUUCGGAAUUAACGUUGCCUAUUCAGAAUGCCUUUGAUAACAUUGCAGAUUCAGCAGAUGAAGUAAAGAACUUUAGGAAGGAUGAUACAAAUGCUUCAUUCGAAUUAGCUAGGGCAGAGGCAGAAACUGGUAUAGAAAAAAUUGAUCUUGACUCAACAUUGCUAAAUGAGACAGAAGUGGAACCGCUGACAAAUUCAAACGGGUUUACUUUGAAGUCUAAAGUUAGUGAGAGUCGGCCAUCUCGUCAACGUUCCCUGCAUCGGUCUCUUAGUGACUCAGAAAUUAAAAAAGAACGACGGGCUGUUGUUUUUAAGAUGACAAAUUUGUGA